AUGUCGGAGCCGCUAAAUAUAAAAAACGUGACCAAGUUUGAUGGAACAAACUUCACUUUGUGGAAGUUCCAGAACGCGAUAUUUACCGUGCAUGAAUUAAAAAAAAUCGUCGAUGGCACGAAGACUGAACCUCGUAGAACUGAUUCCACGUGGUCGAAAGAAAACGCAAAGGCCGUGUUCAUAAUUUUGUCGACAAUGGAAUAUUCACAGCUUGCAUAUCUGAUAACGUGUAAUUCUGCGGCUCAAAUGUGGACGAAGUUAAUACAUGAACAAAAAACUGCAUCCAACAAGCUAAUGUUGAUGCAAAAAUUUCACGAGUACUGCAUGACAACAAACGAUUCAGUGUCGCAACAUGUUGCAAAGAUAGAAAAUAUGGCACGGCAAUUCAAAGAUUUCGGCGGACAAGUGUCGGAUGUCGCCAUAAUGGCAAAAGUACUCGGAAGUCUGCCUACAAAAUAUAACGCUUUAAUAACUGCAUGGGAUAGUGUUGAUCCAGCACAGCAAACUCUGAAUAGUUUAUUGGAACAUUUGUUGAAGGAAGAAGCACGCCUAAUAGCAAAUGACGACGUUGCAAGUGCACUUGCUGCCAUGAGUUUGAAUUUUAAGCAAAAUCCAGCUUGUUAA
Molecule: messenger RNA, 624 nt
Organism: Pogonomyrmex barbatus (red harvester ant)
Lineage: Eukaryota; Metazoa; Arthropoda; Insecta; Hymenoptera; Formicidae
Source: RefSeq, a predicted model, not a curated record